Molecule: messenger RNA, 1737 nt
Organism: Andrographis paniculata
Lineage: Eukaryota; Viridiplantae; Streptophyta; Magnoliopsida; Lamiales; Acanthaceae
Product: UDP-galactose/UDP-glucose transporter 2-like
Exons: 7
Coding region: 515-1600 (361 amino acids)
Biological process (GO): transmembrane transport
Cellular component (GO): endoplasmic reticulum membrane; Golgi membrane
Molecular function (GO): transmembrane transporter activity
Source: RefSeq, a predicted model, not a curated record
UCGCAUUUGACUUAAACUCUAAGAUUAGUGUUUGGGGUGUGCGCAUUCUGCCAAACCCAAACUCCCAAUUUUCCCCUUCAAUUCUCAUUCCUUUCCUCUGUCCCCUGCAUUAAUCAAUCACACAGUGACUUUCAUCAGAGAGCGACACGCACUGAGAGAGAGAGAGAGAGAGAGAGAGAGAGAGAGAGAGAGAGACGUAUAUAUAUGUAUGUAUCUUCGUGGCUGUGGGAUUUUAUUGGAAAACAAUCUUGUACAGAGGGGAGGCUGCCGGUCAUGUUUUGAUACUUUUCUUGCUCACAAAAAAAAAGCCCUUUUGUUUUCCGACAUAUAAAAAGGAUUUCUUCCUCUUUCAGCCCUUUCCAUUUCAUCUGGUGGUAAAGCGAAACCAUGCACUGCUAAAGGGGAGACGUUUGUUCUUUUUUUGGGUCUAGUUUUUUUUUUUUGUGUUCUUGUUUUUGGGGACUAGUUUUGGGUUUUCAGUUUUUUUGUUUUUGGGAGACGAAGAAUUUCAGGGAUGAAGAAGGAAGAUCAAGCCAGGUCUCUCCUGGGAAUAUCUCUGACUGAUAGACCCACUUGGCAGCAGUUCUUGAUUUGUUCUUCUGGGUUCUUCUUUGGCUAUCUUGUCAAUGGAAUUUGUGAGGAGUAUGUAUAUAAUCGGCUUAAUUUCAGCUAUGGCUGGUAUUUUACCUUUGUACAAGGCUUUGUUUACCUGGCCUUAAUCUAUUUACAGGGCUUCACCAUCAAACAAAUGGUGAACCCUUGGAAGACUUACGGCAGGCUCUCGGCGGUCCUUAUGGGUUCCCACGGACUAACCAAGGGAUCAUUGGCUUAUCUGAAUUAUCCGGCGCAGAUCAUGUUUAAGUCCACCAAGGUUCUGCCGGUUAUGGUGAUGGGCGCGUUCAUCCCUGGUUUGAGGAGAAAAUACCCUUUGCACGAGUACAUAUCUGCAUUGCUCUUGGUUGUGGGCUUGAUUCUUUUCACCUUGGCAGAUGCCAAUUCUUCUCCGAAUUUUAGUGUCGUCGGGAUUGUGAUGAUUGUGGGAGCCCUCUUCAUGGAUUCUUUUGUCGGCAACUUUCAAGAAGCGAUCUUUACUACGAAUCCGGAGACAACUCAGACGGAGAUGCUGUUUUGUUCGACUGUGGUUGGUUUGCCAAUGCUGUUGUUGCCCAUGAUCUUGACGGGGGAGUUAUUCACCGCUUGGAAUUCUUGCGCCGAGCAUCCUUAUGUCUACGGCGUGCUGGUCUUUGAAGCAAUGGCUACAUUCGUCGGCCAAGUCUCUGUUUUGUCACUUAUUGCCCUGUUCGGUGCAGCCACGACUGCCAUGGUGACGACAGCGAGAAAGGCGGUGACUUUGCUGCUGUCGUAUAUAAUUUUUACGAAGCCGCUAACAGAGCAACACGGGUCGGGACUGCUGCUCAUAGCCAUGGGAAUCAUUUUAAAGCUCGUGCUCGAUAGUAAACCACCGGCUCGAGCAGUUGCAGGGAACCCGAGCACGAGCAGCAGCACGCCUACACCGAUGAGGUUUCGACGGACAGAAGAACACAUAAUGAAGCAAAAUGGAGACCGGGAAGAAGAUGAAGAGAAGAACCCUUUAGUCUAAAUCGAAAAAAGCUUUGGCUAGAAUGAAUAUAUAGAAUUCAUUUGUAUGUUCUUUUUGAAUUUCUGCAAUGGCUCACUCAAGGAAUUGGAAUAAGAUGUAGGCAGGGCAGUGUCUAAUCCAUGUAAUUGAUUUCUUCA